AUGGAGUAUCCAGAUGAUUAUGUCCUUCCAAGUGGUACUAUGAAACUUCAAGCAAGCCCAUCCAUCUCUGUUCAGGUUGGCCAUCUCGUAGAAACUUCUCACGCGGCAGAAGGUGUGCCCAAAGAACUCACCCAGAAUCCUCGAAAACUCGAUGAAUCAAUGGCCUGGACUUAUUAUCCCCAUCUCAUCGGAAAAUGGGGCGUCUAUGACGUAUGGGGUUCUAGAGAUUUCUUGAUAUUUUAAAAAAAAUAAAUUUAUUCAUAUCGCAUUAAUGUGAUGUUAUGAUUUUAUUCACUAACAUGUCCCACAUUGUUUAUAUUGGCGCCAGGUCAUAAAAAACCAAUAGCAAUAAAGGAGAGUAGACUUCAGAUCCGAAAGACUAGUAUCGCUGGUCAGGUCAGUGGUUUGCCUUGCUCGUUAAAGUCAUAUAAAUGUUCUUUGUUGGAAAAAGGAUAUGGAUAUAGAGACAUAUUUUACCUACAAGAAAAAUUGUACAUAUUUUGUUUCUUGUUAGAAAAUGGAUUUAUACAAAUUUUAUAUAGAAAAAAAUAUACAUAUUUAGUUUUCUGAUGGAAAGUUAAAAUAGAUUUUACUAGUAUAAUUUUCAAUCUUAAAAACGAUUGAGAAAAGUUGACAUAUGUUGACUGCAAGGCGUAUGAGUUUUUUUUCUACUGUAUAAGCAAUAUACAUUGAUUCAGAUUGAGUGCAUGUGAAUUGUAUGAUUUCAUUUACAACGUAAUACACUUAUGAAGUUGAUAUGAAAGAGAACAGCUAUACUAUUAUUCCAUAUUAGAAAACAAUGCCUAUUAGACAAGCUAAGGUAAAUAAGUUAUUGGUAUAUGUAUCUCCAAAAAAUUAAGCCCAACAUUUCUCUUCGGACAUGAGAAAAAGAGAGUUUGGUGGCAACAAAUUAAUAAAAAAAUGGGAAGCCCUCGAAACGUAAUGGAUAUGAUUGUUAAAAGGCCUACAUGUUAAUAAGAUGGAAACGAGACAGAUGAGACAUAUGGGAGCGUUUUGCUAAGAAAUUUUCAUUGAAGAAAUUGAGGUGAGCCCCAUUCUUUUAUGCAUCUAAAGAAAGUAAUCCGAAGGGAAACCUUUGGACUAUCAAUCAGGACAGUGUUAUGCUAUCCAAACUAUUUUUUCUGAUAUCAUAUUUCAUAUUUGGACAAAAUUUCGAUUCUCAAUGUAUUCUGCAUUGGUAGACUUGCUUUUAAGUCUACCUGAUUUGAAAUUAUUAUAAACAUGUGUAUCUUGCUUUUAGGUAUUUUUUCUGGUUCAUAGGCAUUUUUUAGAAAAUACAUUAAAUCAAAUCAGGUAGACUUAAAAUGAGUUAUGGGAUAGUUACAUAUAGGCUAGUUGUAGACAUUGCUUUAAAACAUAAUCCCAUUACUUAUUAUGGGAUUUAUUGUACUUCUUUGACAACAUUCUAUUGACUGUGUAUUAUUACAUAUAACCACGUCUUAGUUUUUCCAAGUUUUUGAAGUUUCGAGUUCGCUAACAUACUUCCUUUCGUGUUCAAUGAUGGUUUGGAAUUCCAUGCUAUGGUUUACAUUAAUAGUCUGCAAUUAUUACUAUUAUUUUUAUGGCAUUAAAUCAUAUGGUUCACAUUUCCGUGUGCUGUUCCAUUGAGAGCAUAAAAGCCAAAUGGAUUAGUCAUGUUUCCUAUCCGUGAUGAAGUGUUUCAGAAUCGUAGUUUCUUCUUAGGUUUACUAAUCGUAUUAUUCAGAACUAUAUCAAAAUUCAAUCAUUGAUUCCAAUAUUCUAUUCUUAUGGACAACUAUUUUAAGGUUUCCAAUAUUGAGAAUAGAAGAUUUCCUUGAGACACCUCCAAUAUUAUUUCCUGCUCAUUAUGAACCAGAGGCAAAGAACCGGAUUGCUGACUUUUAGGGAUAUAGCCCAAUACUUCCAUUUGCCGAUCAUUGAAGCGGCUCAGAAGCUCCAAAUCUGUACCACAGCUCUGAAAAAGGUUUGCAGGAAGUUUCACUUGAAUCGAUGGCCACAUCGCAGAGUUAGUAUCCAUCCUAGGUCAUUCUCAUAAAUCAAUUUACCUAGAUGUAUCCUUACUCUUUCUCGUUGAUUUCUAUCUAUAGAUCUAUCUAUAUCGCAAUAUCUAUAUGUUUAUCUAUCUGUCAAUCAAUCAAUCUAUUAAUCUAUUUAUCGAUCUAUCUAUCAACUUAUCUACCUAUUAAUCUAUUUGUCUAUCAAUCUAUCUAUCUACUAAUCUAUUUAUCUAUCUAUCUAUCCAUAGAUCAAUUUAUAUAUUAAUCUAUUAAUCCAUUUAUCUAUCUAUCAAUCAAGGAAUCAAUCUAUCUAUUUGACAACCCAUGCCUCUCUAUAACUAUUACCUAUAUAUUAACUAUCAACUUGUCCUUAUCUGCCAGUAUAUUAUAUCAGCAUCCAUCUCUCUCUCUUUCUCUCUCUCUCUCUCUCUCUCUCUCUCCCUCCCCCCCUAGCCUUCACUAUGCCAAUAUAUAACUAGAGAUAUAUAAAACCUAUGUGCGCUUACGUUUAUGCCUAUCCAUCCAUAAACCAUAUCUUUUCUCCAUCUAUAUCAUCUCCAUUAUUUGUCUCUAUAUUAUCUCUAUCUCGAUAUAUUUAGAUACACACAAACACUUAAAUAUUAGCCUAUCGCUCUUUUUUACCCCGUCCAUCUCUAUCUACAUUAUUAUACUAUAUCUAUCCUAUAUAUUAUAAAUACAUUAUUAAUUGACCCGUGACAUAUCAUUUUCCUUUGUCAUGCAGGUGCUAAGCUCAGCUAAGAAGAUUCAAAACUUGAAGGCCUGUCUUAAGGACAAAGAUUACGACAUGACAAUGAGGGCAUUGCUCCUCCUCCAGAUUGAGAACCAGGAACUGGAAAACAUCUAUGGAGUUCCUGUUAUAGAUCAAGCUUGGGAAGAAUACUAA
Messenger RNA from Spirodela intermedia, 2904 nucleotides. Lineage: Eukaryota; Viridiplantae; Streptophyta; Magnoliopsida; Alismatales; Araceae. The record is from the annotation of a GenBank genome assembly.